AUGAGGAGACGCAUCAGUCACUGCGUCGCAGCGUCGAGCUGCUGGAGAAGGCUGCGGAGCGCCCUGCGGUGGACACCGCUAACGCACGCAUCGUGCCAGGGCUGUGGCAGUCAUAGUAUUCGUGCAGCGGCCCCGUUGAGACUUCACAGUACCUCCACAGCGGCGCCGGUUUGGCAGCGCAUCGUGGCGAGCAUUCAGGAGGCAGUCGAGAAAGUAGAUGACAUGGAGUCGUGGUGGCGAUUCUGUCGGCUGUGGCGCACGCACUUCCCGCAGGCAGCGCCUGACGUUCUCCCACAGGUGUUGGAGGAUGAGCUCCUCCUGUGUGGCAAGCAGGAUGGGGCGGAUGAAGGGGAAGAGAAAAACAACGCCACGGAGCGUGUCCCGCAUGACCUGCACUGUCUUCCGGUUUUUUUGCAAGCCUUGUGUGCAGCGGUGCAGCUGGGGGAGGCGCGACUGCGCAUGUCUGCCUCUGUCACCGAGAGCGGCACAAACGCAGAGAAUGCGUUUCUCCUUGCCGUCCUUGCGGAGCUUCGUGUGGUGGCUUUCUACCUGGCGCAGGAGCGAUUGCCACACACCCUUCACGCGGCGCAUGACCGCCUGGCGGAGGCUGCCCAUACAAGGGCCGAAAACAGUACAAAAGACAUUGUACUGAGAUCCGCACCCUUUUGUUCUCGUGAUGCUGAGCGUGUGUGUCAGAUGGGCGUACGGCUCACACCGGAGGAGUUGCAGCAGGCUGUCGUUCUGGCUGAGACAAGUGCUGCGCUGCUGGCGCUAUCUCCGCCAGUAGCGCUCUUGCCAUCCCUGUACCGCCUGCUGCUCCCCGCCUUGGGGGCAUGCGAACAACUGGAAAACCGCCAACUCGGCGCUCUUGCCACUGCGAUCGCUCGAGGCGCGGAUUUUGAUGACCCCAAUGGCAGCAAGGACGUUUCCGCUUGUCCUGCAACUGCGCAAACGGCAGACCCCAGCAGCGAGGCCCUGCGGCCAACCAUGACGUCCUACACGGUGCUGUCACACCUGCAUGCCGUUGCUUGCGCGUUGGAGGGGCGCAUGCGGGAGUCCAUGCAACGACGUGGGUCCGCAGGGCGGGAGCCAGACCAUUUCUCCGUUCGUCAAGCUCAGCUGCGACUAGUUUCGUUAAAGCAGCGUAAGGAGUUCGAGAAGCAACGCGCGAUGGAGCGUGCAAGGGUUGGCGGCGGUGCCGUCGAUAUGGUGCCGUUGGAGACGGUAGGGGUGGUAUGCAGUGCUCUUGCCGCGCGGCGCUACGCCGACGGUCAUUUCUGGAAGGCCGUAACAGAUUACACGGUCGUCUCUCUCCAAGCCGCUGUGUCUUCUUCCUCGUCCUCUUCGCCCCCCUCCUCCUCCGCGCUUCACCCUGACCUCGUACAGGACGUGCGGGAUAUUUUGUUUGCGUUGGACCAUGUCCAUCAUACAGCUCACUUUGACUGCGUGAUGUCACUGUUGGUUAAGCUGCGCCUGCUGGAAAAGCCGAUUCCGCCUCCGUCGUCGCUGCGGAAUGCCAUGAAGGCGGUGAAGGGACGAACUGCGGAAGCAUUUGACCGGUAA
Molecule: messenger RNA, 1563 nt
Organism: Trypanosoma rangeli
Lineage: Eukaryota; Euglenozoa; Kinetoplastea; Trypanosomatida; Trypanosomatidae
Exons: 1
Coding region: 1-1563 (520 amino acids)
Source: RefSeq, a predicted model, not a curated record